UAGUAGUAAUAAAAAAUUUUAUACUAUAAAUUUUUUGAAAAUAAAAAUAAUGUCAAUAAAAUUGACCAUGUUAAUGAUGAUGAUGACAACCAUUAUGAUGGUUAUGGAGUUUACGGUACCAGUAGAUUGUGUGAAAGGACAAUAUUUGCACAUAAAUUUACUAACUGGUGAAAAAUAUCUGAUUGAAUGCGAUCUGUUUAACGAUACAGUUGAUGAUCUUAAACAACAUAUUAGAGACAUUCAUGGAUUUGACUUACAAUCGCAACGACUGAUUAGGAAUGGAAAGGAAUUAGAAGGCGAUAAACAAUUAGCCGAUUAUAAUAUCAAUAAUUACGAUACACUUUAUUUAGUAAAGAAAAACGGUUAUUAAGAUGCUUUUAAUGGGGGGGGGGUUUAGGGGAGGAUUCACAUAUUACGUCCGAACUUGUUGGGGAGUAGGAUGGGGUAAGUGUAGGUUAAAAAGUUUGCUAUUUUUUAGAAUAACUAUUUUCGAACAUAGGGAUGGG
Molecule: messenger RNA, 506 nt
Organism: Oppia nitens
Lineage: Eukaryota; Metazoa; Arthropoda; Arachnida; Sarcoptiformes; Oppiidae
Exons: 2
Coding region: 50-370 (106 amino acids)
Biological process (GO): protein ubiquitination; modification-dependent protein catabolic process
Cellular component (GO): nucleus; cytoplasm
Molecular function (GO): ubiquitin protein ligase binding; protein tag activity
Source: RefSeq, a predicted model, not a curated record